GGUGGGGUGGCGUGUACUUUCACACGUAGUGGCCUGUGUUCCCAUUUGUGAAAUUGCUGCAAAAUAUUUGCGGCCAUUAUACUUUCUACCUGAUUGAUUCCCUAUAAUCAUAUUAGGAUCAAAUUCCUGAUUCCCCAUUCGUACCCUCACCCUUUUUUUCUCUCUUUAUCUUCUCUCUCUAACACACAUAUAGUAGCACAGUUUUCCAUAUUCUUCAACUCCUAAUUCAUCCAUUUGUGCUUCAAAAACUGACAAUUUUAUAGCUUAGAGGUCCGGCCGUUUUUUCAAACUCCGUGGAUAGCGAGAGCUUUAGUUUAUCGAGCUGGAUUUUGCAAUUUGGGUUUUGAUUCAUGUUUAUUUGUACUUACAAGAAUUGUUAAUUAUAGCUCAAAAGGCUUGUGGGCUUUGUUAAUUAAUGGUUGUUUUUGAAUCAGUUUCAACAACUGUUAAUUAUAGCUUAAAGGGUCUUUUGGGUUUUUGUAAUUAAUGAUUUUCGAACUGUUAAUUAUAGCUCAAAGGGCUUGUGGGUUUUGUUAAUUAAUGGUUUUUGAAUCAGUUUCUGCUAUUACUCUUGAUUUCCCUCAAGUAUUUUUAGUAUACCCAUCUCCUUGUCCAUGUAAAAGCAAUGCCAAUACAUUGUUUACGAGGAGGAGGGGGAAAAGGGGUUUGAGGAAAUUGGGUUCGGAUUUGGAUUUGGAUUUGUUUCGUGGGAAAUGGGUAAUUCGGGCUUGUGUGAAUGGCGGAGACCACCAUAAACACCAUAAUUUUGAUAUAAAUAUUGCGGAUAAUGCUAGAAGAGGAGCUAGGAAUGUUGUAAUUAAGAGAUUUGCUGAUGAAUUGGAUGCUUAUGGAAGAGUUUCUGAGGAAUUAGUGGAAGGUUCGAGUAACAAUUUUGCUAAUUUUCAAGAAGACCCUUUUGUAGAUAAGCUAAGGACUCAACUAGGGGUGAUGCAUCCAUUGCCUUCACCUCCAAUAAAUCGGAAUGUUUUUGGUCUUUUUGUAGUGUUUUUCUUUGUUGGUGUUGUUUUUGAUAAGGUUUGGACAUCAAGAAAGAGUAAUUUUAAGCCAAACAAUGGAGGGAAUUCCGGGAAAUGGCCGUUGGUUCCAGCGAAUCUUUCUUCAUUGUUGGAAAAGGAUUUGCAAAGGAAAGAAUCUGUAGAGUGGGUAAACAUGGUGUUAGGGAAGUUGUGGAAGGUUUAUAGGCCUGGGAUUGAGAAUUGGAUCAUUGGUUUGCUUCAGCCUGUCAUUGAUAAUCUCAAAAAGCCUGAUUAUGUUCAGAGAGUCGAGAUAAAGAAAUUCUCGCUCGGGGAUGAGCCUCUUUCUGUUAGGAGUGUGGAGCGGAGAACUUCUCGUCGAGUCAAUGAUUUGCAGUAUCAGAUAGGCAUCCGAUACACUGGUGGUGCUCGCAUGCUGUUAAUGCUGUCGCUAAAAUUUGGAGUUAUCCCCAUUUCUGUGCCAGUCGGUGUACGGAACUUUGACAUUGAUGGCGAACUCUGGGUCAAGUUGCGAUUAAUACAAACAGAGCCUUGGAUUGGAGCUGUUUCUUGGGCUUUUGUUUCCCUUCCAAAGAUAAAGCUUGACUUGUCACCAUUCCGUUUGUUCAACCUAAUGGCGAUUCCUGUUCUAUCAAUGUUUUUGAAGAAACUUCUUACAGAGGAUUUACCUCGUCUCUUUGUCCGUCCGAAAAAAAUUGUGUUGGAUUUUCAAAAAGGCAAGGCAGUUGGCCCUGUUCCGAGUGAACCCAAGUCUGAUCAAUAUGAACAACCUAACGCUGGAGAAAUGCAAGAAGGAAAUAAGGAAUUUGCUGGAGAACUAUCAGUGACUCUUGUUGAUGCAAGGAAACUCUCUUAUAUCAUCUAUGGCAAAACUGAUCCAUAUGUCAAUCUAAAACUCGGAGAUCAAGUAAUACGCAGCAAAAGAAACAGUCAAACUACUGUCAUUGGACCUCCUGGAGAACCUAUAUGGAAUCAGGAUUUUCACAUGUUUGUCACAAACCCUAGGGGACAAAAGCUAUAUAUAGAAGCAAAGGACACCCUUGGAUUUACAGAUUUGACUAUUGGCUCAGCGGAGGUUGAUCUGGUAUCGCUCGAAGAUACUGUACCAACAGACAAAAUUGUGGUCCUCAGAGGUUGGGGACUACUGGGACCAAGGCCUGUAGGAGAGAUUUUACUGCGAUUGACAUAUAAAGCUUAUGUUGAAGAUGAGGAGGAUGAAAGGACUGAAGCAAGAUCCAAGGAUUUGGAUGCUUCAGAUGAUGAAUUAUCUGACUUUGAUGAACGAGAUAUUGCUGUCUAUGAGGAUCGUGGAAAGAGUGUGUCAAGUGGAACAGAUAAAGAAUCGUUUAUGGAUUUAUUGGCAGCAUUACUUGUCAGCGAGGAAUUCCAAGGGAUCGUGGCAUCUGAAACAAGCAAUACUAAAUCUGUAGAUGAUUUUAAAACUAGAGUGUCAACAUCAAGACAACGUACUCCUGCCAGAUCUGAACAGCAAACUUCUGAUACUCCUGAAAUUUUUGGAGAGUCGGCCCUGUUUUGGCUAGCGAUAAUUACAAGUAUCUCAGUUCUAAUUGCUCUCAAUGUCAGCGGUUCUAGCAUUUUCAAUCCGUGAAUAAUGAAACAAAAUAAAUUGAUAGCCCCUGGUAAAGAAUGCAAUAUAGAGCUUCUGCUGGAAUUAUUCUGGCAAACCAGACAGUUGUCACCACUAUAAGUUUGCCCGAACGGAAACCUUAUCAAAGUCCUUACCUUCUGCUGGUCUUCCAUUCGAGGCUGGCCGACUGUAUCCUCCAUUAUCUGUCAACCAUUGUACACUCUCUUAACAUAUUAACCAGAUCAAGUACCAAACACUGCCCCCACCCCCACCCCCACCCCCACAACCCCAAUAGAAAAUGAAAGGAAUCCCCAGACACACUUAGAAGAGAAGAGAACAUCAAAAAAAUAUAUGUUACAAUGAGGUAUAUAUUCUUUUGGCGGCAAAUUUUGGCCAUCCUUGUACUCUUGUUUUUAGUUACAUCCUGUAACUCCUAACCCUCCCCCCCCCCCCCCCCCCCCUCCCCCCCCCCUCUUCUAUCUUUCUGUGUGUACGCGCGUGUAUAGUCGUCAACUGUCACAACUAUAGUGGCACAAUGAGGUUUUUGACUUUACAAGUCCCCGUGUUAUUCAGAUUCAGUUGUGAGGGUGUACUAAGCCGUUGAAACUAGUGAAAUAGUUGUUACAACUA
This is a messenger RNA of Capsicum annuum, 3213 nucleotides long. RefSeq names its product tricalbin-3. The record is from RefSeq and is a predicted model, not a curated record. The transcript is spliced from 9 exons. Lineage: Eukaryota; Viridiplantae; Streptophyta; Magnoliopsida; Solanales; Solanaceae. Gene Ontology annotation, molecular function: lipid binding. The coding region runs from base 541 to 2604 and encodes 687 amino acids.